Molecule: messenger RNA, 4578 nt
Organism: Pocillopora verrucosa
Lineage: Eukaryota; Metazoa; Cnidaria; Anthozoa; Scleractinia; Pocilloporidae
Product: serine-rich adhesin for platelets-like
Source: RefSeq, a predicted model, not a curated record
CUUCGGGUCAUUGCAUUUUUUCAAGCACUUGUUACGGUCUAACUGCAAUCAUAAACACGGAUCAUUGUCCAGGCUCCACGAUGUCGCCCAGAAGUGACAAUUACUACCCAGGGGCAGUACUUAUCAGAGUCAGUGCGACUUAAAGUUCUCUUUUGCGCAGAAACACCACACGCAGUUGGAGUAGAUACUCUUUUUUCUUAGUAAUAACUGACUCCUCUGAGAAAAGCCAAGCCAUUUGCCAAGCUCAAGGCCCCGUUGAAAUAACUUACGAGUCUCACUGAUCGCGAGAUUAGACUGUUAAAGACAACGGAUCUGAUCUUCCUUUAAUAAUGGAAAAAUUCGUUUGGCUGCUGUGGAAUGUGGCAAUUCCCUUGUUAAUCCUUUUUAGAGGAGUCACUGCCUUUGGCGGAGAUGGUUCGUUGGUUUCUCAUUCUCAUUCUACCGGCUCCACUGAACCCAAAAGUGGACAGCUUGGAAUAUCGAGUCGACUGCCAUCCACAACCCAAUUAAUUCGCUCAAGCACACCAUCCCUCACAACCGACCACACUGAAGACCUCUUGUUUGUCUCGUCAGUUGUUGGGUCGAAGUCAGCGAAUACGACAAAUUUUUACAACGAUGGCUUCACUCCAAAAUCGAGCUUGAAUGCAGGACCGAAAAAAAGCUAUGCACCAUUUGUGACUAGCAAGUCAACACAGAAAAUUCAAGUCGAAUCUUUAGCCUUAAAAAGUGUCUGGCAGAAUGGUGAGGCUACAUCCACCGAAGAUAAAACCUACCCCUCCUCCUUCACCUUUACCUCCUCCUCUUCUUCGUCUUCCUCUUCAACCCCCCUGCUGCUGUCCCCAUCCUCACCCUCUCCUUUACGCUCCUUCCCAUUCACCACUCCAAUCUCAUCCUUUCCAUCAGCAUCGUUUUUAUUCACGUCCCUCUCAUCAUCUCCAUCUUCCUCGUCAUCAAACAUAUUCCCCUCGUCAUCAAACAUAUUCCCCUCGUCCUUCUACUCUCCCCCCUUUUUCUCAUCUUCAUUCUCGCGGCCAUCCUUCCCUUUCUUUUCCUCUCCCGUCUCCUCUGAUAUCUCCUCGUCAUUAAGCUCAUCUUCGUCCCUCUCACCAUCACCUUCGUCUUCCUAUUCGUCAACCUCCCCCAAGGUAUCAUCCUCCUUCUCUCCAUUGGUUUCUUCGUCAACAUCGACAUUAUCAUCUUCUCCAUCUCCCUUACUCUCAUCAUUGUUAGCAACCUCUUCCUUCUCCUCACCAACAGUUUUUUUACCGACACCAGCCUCUUCGUCACUCUUAUUUUCCAACUCAUCAUCAACAUCAUCAUCGUCAUCAUCAGUUUUACCGUUCUUGUUUUCAUCUUUGUCCUUGUCGCCAUCCCUAUCUUUCAACUCUACCUUCACCUUAGCCUCUUCGUCAUCAUCAUCCUUAGCUUCCUUUAACUCGUUUGCAUCAUCAUCCUUGCCCAGUUCUUCGCCGCCAUCCUCCUCCUCCUCCUUCGGCCCCUUAUUAUCAUCAUCGUCCGUGUCUUCGCCCCCUUCACCUUCCUUAUCUUCCUCUUCAUCAUCUUCCUUCUUGUUUGUAUCAUCUUCUUCAUUAUCAUCAACUACAUCAAUGUACUUUGAAUCGACCACGAUGGUGAUUCGUACCAGUGGUACAGAAAAACCCACCAGUCCAACACCCAGUAAAAUGUGGAGAGCAAAGCUUACAAUCAUAAACAUGGAAUUUACUGAGGGAUUAACCGAUCCUUCUUCGGAAGAGUUUGCGAAAUUAGCAAAUGAUUUAGAAGACGUAUUGGACAAUAUUUUUAAAGAAGUAUCUGGUUUUCUUUUCGUGAAAGUUGUUAACUUUACGAAAGGAAGCAUCGUAUGUAAUUACCUUAUUCACACGAACUUGGAAUCUACAGCAACAUCGGAUGAGUUUAAUAAAAUCUUGUCAGAAAAGAGAGGAAAAAUCGGAAAGUUUGAGAUAGAGACAUCUUCAUCGCCAUUUUCAUCUUCGUCUUCGCAUUUCUCCUCCUCGUCAUCAUCAUUGUUGUCAAUGUCCUCGUCGCCGUCUAUUCCCCCGUCGUCGCCAUCUUCCUCCUCCUCCUCAUCAUCAUCAUCAAUGUCACCAUCUCCAUCAUCGAUGAUAUCGAUUUCCGCUUGGUCAUCUUCCUCGUCAUCAUCAUCGUUGUCAAUGUCCUCGUCGCUGUCUAUUCCCCCCUCGUCGCCGUCUUCCUCCUUCUCCUCCUCCUCCUCAUCAUCAUCAUCAAUGUCACCAUCUCCAUCAUCGGUGAUAUCGAUUUCUGCUUGGUCAUCUUCCUCGUCAUCAUCAUCGUUGUCAAUGUCCUCGUCGCUGGCUAUUCCCCCGUCGUCGCCAUCUUCCUCCUCCUCCUCCUCCUCAUCAUCAUCAUCAUCGAUGUUACCAUCUCCAUCAUCGAUGAUAUCGAUUUCUGCUUGGUCAUCUUCCUCGUCAUCAUCAUCGUUGUCAAUGUCCUCGUCGCUGGCUAUUGCCCCGUCGUCGCCAUCUUCCUCCUCCUCCUCCUCCUCCUCAUCAUCAUCAUCAUCAUCGAUGUUACCAUCUCCAUCAUCGAUGGUAUCGAUUUCUGCUUGGUCAUCUUCCUCGUCAUCAUCAUCGUUGUCAAUUUCCUCGUCGCUGUCUAUUCCCCCGUCGUCGCCAUCUUCCUCCUCCUCCUCCUCCUCCUCCUCAUCAUCAUCGUCAUCGAUAUCACCAUCUCCAUCAUCGAUGAUAUCGAUUUCUGCUUGGUCGUCUUCCUCGUCAUCAUCAUCGUUGUCAAUUUCCUCGUCGCUGUCUAUUCCCCCGUCGUCGCCAUCUUCCUCCUCCUCCUCCUCAUCAUCAUCAUUAUCAUCGUCAAUGUCACCAUCUCCAUCAUCGGUGAUAUCGAUUUCUGCUUGGUCAUCAUCAUCGUUGUCAAUGUCCUCGUCGCUGUCUGUUCCCCUGUCGUCGUCAUCUUCCUCCUCCUCCUCCUCAUCAUCAUCAUCAUCAAUGUCGCCAUCUCCAUCAUCGAUGAUAUCGAUAUCUGUUCGGUCAUCAUCGUUGCCCUUCUCAUUCCUACAACGUCUUCCCUCAUCAACACCAUCCCCAUCAUCCUCGGCAGCACCGUCAAAGAAGUUUGUAUCAUCUCCUUCAUUAUCGUCAACUACAUCGAUGUACGUUGAAUCGACCACGACGGUGAUUCGUACCAGUGGUACAGAAAAACCUAUCAGUCCAACACCCAGUAAAGUGUGGAGAGCAAAGCUUACAAUCAUAAACAUGGUAUUUACUGAGGGAUUAACCGAUCCUUCUUCGGAAGAGUUUGCGAAAUUAGCAAGUGAUUUAGAAGACGCGUUGGACAAUAUUUUUAAAGAAGUAUCUGGUUUUCUUUUCGUAAAAGUUGUUAACUUUACGAAAGGAAGCAUCGUAUGUAAUUACCUUAUUCACACGAAAUUGGAAUCUUCAGCAACGUCGGAUGAGUUUAAUAAAAUCUUGUCAGAAAAGAGAGGAAAAAUCGGAAAGUUUGAGAUGGAGACAGAGGAAGAAGAAGAAGAUGGCGUCGCGGCUGUUAAAGGGACACAACCACGAAAGGAUGAGUUUCCUUUAAAAGUGUUCGCUGCCGCAGCGUUUGGGGGUUUGGUAGUUAUGGUCAUUGGCUUCGUACUAUACAAGAAAAUCAGCCAAAAAAGAAGAGAGCGUGAGGGCUUUAAAAAUACAAAGGAUAUAUUUGCGUUGAACGACUUCAAUUCACCAAAUGAUAAUGAGGAGGAAGAAAGAGAGCUUGCCUCACAGAAAAUGCGAAUCAGUGUUUACGAAGACAAAGAGGAAGAUGAGGACGAAAUAACACCAUUUUGCAAACCUGGCGUCAAGAGAAUGAGUACUAUGUGAUAUUAAUUUAGCAAUUAAGCAAUUAUAAUUAUUUAAGUAAUUUGGAAGUCAAAAUUUCCCUUCUUGUUUUCAUCCAGUUAGCCAAUGAUGUCGCUUUGUAAUCAGCUUUAGAUAAAAAAAAGCGCUUGCUUUUGAUCUGUUAAAUUGCAACCAAUUAGGUGCAAGAUUUUUCCGCGCUUAAGGAUAAUCAAAUUUAUUAGCCUUGCAUUUUUUUGCGCUUUGGCUUUUUUUUUAAUAGGAAAAAACUGUCUUAGUGGAGCACAAGACCUGAGCAUCCGACUGUUUUAUUCGAAGGAUACGGAAAAAAGGUUGCUUAGCAACUAAAUACCAUCGAUGGAAGGAGUUCUUUAUGACGAGUUAGGAAGUAAUUGUUUUAAACGUUGUAUAGAAGACAACAUUUAAUUUUUAACAGUAGGUGUCCUUUUUAAAGGUAGUUUUAGACAAGAUGAUAAUUUUUAAGCAUAACUUAAGUUUCAUUUGGAAGGAAGUCGUUGGAGUCUAUUAUAGUUUGGAUUUGUUGCUUAUUUCUAGUUUUUUAUUGUUAAUUAGUUGCACCAAGAGUGGACAGACUACGUUCACUGAGGGUGAUCGGGUUUUCCUCAUUCAGUAGAAGCUACAUAUAAAAAUUUUAGGGAGCCAAGAAUGCAGCCUCAUAGAAGCAUAACAGCGUUGGGUAGACUUGAAAAAAAAUUAUGCAUAAUAAAGAAGACAUCAAACUGGA